CAUCUUGGAUGCCUUUGAGACUGUCUGGAGGGCAGUGCGCCGUUGGACCGACGCCAACAUCAGAUGUUCCAAUGCUGAGAACAAGCAAACUGGUCUCCAUGUGAAGCUAUCCCAUGAUGCAACAUGUGUCCCCAGCACCAGCAUUGACCAUGAUGGCCACACAGAGCGUCCCACCACCAUCGUACCAGGAGAGCCAACAGAUGACAGGCACUACGCAGCAAAACUCGAAGGCCCAGCAUGUCCACCUCUCUGCAGGCUCAGCGGCUGGGACCGCCCCGGUCAGCGUGACGCUCGACCCUCAAGCCCAACUGGAGUCAGACAAACGAGCCGUUUACAGACAUCCUCUUUUCCCUCUUCUGGCGUUGCUGUUUGAGAAGUGUGAGCAAGCAACACAGGGCUCAGAAUGCAUCACCUCCGCCAGCUUUGACGUCGACAUCGAGAACUUCGUCCACCAGCAAGAGCAGGACCACAAGCCUUUCUUCAGUGAGGACCCUGAACUAGACAACCUGAUGGUGAAGGCGAUCCAGGUGUUGCGGAUCCACCUGCUGGAGCUGGAGAAGGUGAACGAGCUCUGUAAAGACUUCUGCAACCGUUACAUCACCUGCCUCAAGACCAAGAUGCACAGUGACAAUCUGCUACGGAACGACCUGGGCGGCCCGUAUUCACCAUCACAGACCAACCUCGGUCUGCAGCAGGACCUGCUUCACAACUCAUCCCCAUCCCUCACCUCUGUCUCCAACUCGAUAAACCCCUCUGGGAUCGUAGUCCCCGCCGGUUCGCUGCAACAGAACAACGUUGCCAUGACCACUAUCAACUCUCAGGUGGUCUCAGGUGGGACGCUGUAUCAACCGGUGGCAAUGCUUACCUCACAGGGGCAGGUGUUAACCCAGGGCUUACCACAGGGAACCAUCCAAAUCCAAAACAAUCAGGUGAACCUGGACUUGUCCUCACUCUUGGACGCCGAUGACAAGAAAUCAAAAAACAAACGAGGUGUCCUUCCAAAACAUGCCACAAACAUUAUGCGUUCCUGGCUCUUCCAGCAUCUCAUGCAUCCUUAUCCUACAGAAGAUGAGAAAAGACAGAUCGCAGCACAAACAAAUCUUACCUUGUUACAGGUGAACAACUGGUUUAUCAAUGCCCGCAGGCGCAUACUGCAACCCAUGUUGGAUGCCAGUAAUCCUGACCCUGCCCCCAAAGCCAAGAAGAUGAAAUCUCAGCACAGACCCACACAGCGCUUCUGGCCCGACUCUAUUGUAGCUGGAGUCCUGCAGACACACGGAUCCCACUCAGCAAACAAUUCAGACAAUUCUCUGGGCAUGGAUGGCCUGCAGCCUCUGUCCUCUGAUUCCGCCACACUGGCGAUGCAGCAAGCCAUGCUGGGAGGAACCGACGACUCCAUGGACGGCACAGAAGAGGACGACGAAGAAGAGGAGGAAGAAGAGGGAAUCGACGAGGAGGAGGAUGAAGAAGAGGACGAAGAAAGCGAGGGAGGCAGACAGAUGGUUCGGAGAGAUCUGGGCCUCAACCACAACGAAGGACUCGAAUAAAGAUUCAGAUCGACUCAACUCUUACUCAUCCCCAUGGCAACACAUCUCAACACUGCCUGAAUGGUUUCCAGUGGACACUAAGUGCCAUGGAUCAUCCAAUCAGAAUGAAGAGGAGGGGCCUUGAUGAAUAGCUUACAUUCAUGUUGAAGGAGGACAGAACAUCGUGCAAAGGACGUAAUGUACAUUGGGCAACCGGUCAUGCUACUCUCAUUCAUAUAAUGCAUUUAAGCCUUACUUUGUUUAUGUCUCUUUGGUUCUCAGGUGUCUUAGCAUGACAUAAUGUCUACUAACCUCUUACAGUCCAAUUGAUAACCAUGCAAUGAGUGGAUGUUUUAGGCAUGUUUUUUUUUUUUUUACUUUUACUUUUUGUAGAUUUAACUAAAUAUUCAAUCUUUGAAGUUUAAAAAAAAAGAAACAAACAAUCUAAAUGCCUGACAGCACAAUGUAUGUACAUUUGAUAGUGAUGCAUUUUACCCGGACACUUCGUAUUUAUUUUAUUAACUGUCAAAAGGCAGUGGCACAAUCAACGAGGAUGCUCUCCGCUGAGACAAACGCAUGUUGAAAGCCUCGACGCAGAGUGCCAAGCAUCUCUUCCACGCAAGGAACAAAACUCUCGUGCCCUUCUGGAACCGUAUAGGACCUACAAAUGAAGUUUACUGAAGAACACUGCAGGAAAAAAAAAGACAUAUUUACAGGUGCGUAUCACACCCUGAAACGCCCCUCUUUAUUUUAUGUGAAGGACGAAACAAAAAACUGUGAAGAUAUUUCUGAGCUUUUCGGCUAACUGUGUCUACAGAUUGAAUCACCUGUUUCUGAUGUGAUGUUUAGAAAAGACAGAGGAUGUUUCUGAAUGUUAUUGCAGUUGGUCUUUGUGAAGUACAUGUUUCUCAUUAUCCUUUUCUUGGUUGUUUUUGUUUUUUUAAAUUGUUCUUCCAGAGCAAGUGAUGAUAGGGGAGCUUUUUAAUUAUUUGUUUGUAUACAUUGUUGUCAUAAUCUAUUGUGUUUCAGUAGAUCAUUUUUGAUAAUUAAAAACUAUGACUCUA
Pimephales promelas (fathead minnow) is the source of this 2590-nucleotide messenger RNA. RefSeq names its product pbx/knotted 1 homeobox 2 (gene pknox2). The record is from RefSeq and is a predicted model, not a curated record. Gene Ontology annotation, biological process: regulation of DNA-templated transcription. Gene Ontology annotation, molecular function: DNA binding. NCBI's taxonomy places the organism in Eukaryota, Metazoa, Chordata, Actinopteri, Cypriniformes, Leuciscidae.